AUGCCUCUUGGUGAAAUCGUCGUAGGGGCCGCUCUUGGACUUACUCUCCAAAUCCUGCACGAGGCCAUCUUAAGAGCAAAAGAUAGAUCCUCAACUACAAGAUGUAUCUUGGACCGCCUCGAUUCUACAAUCUUGAGGAUCACUUCAUUGAUCGCUAAGGUCGAGAAGCUCAGUGGAGAAGCCGAUGCAUCUAUGAAGAAAGUCAUCAAAGAUCUUAACAAUCUUCUUGAGAAGGCCGUUGUUCUUGUCGAAGCUUAUGCGGAGCUCAAACGUAGAAACUUACUUGGAAAAUACAGGUACAAAAGACGAAUCAAAGAGUUAGAAGGUUCAUUAAAAUGGAUGGUAGAUAUGAAUGUUCAAGUGAAUCAAUGGGCAGAUAUCAAAGAACUCAUGACCAAGAUGUCUGAAAUGAACACUAAACUUGACGAGAUCACGCGUCAACCAAUAGAUUGUAUUAGAGGAUCUGAUGAGGAUAACAGUAACCAAAACAUAGUCGAAAGGGUUGAUCCAUCUUUAGACUCCAAUGAUGGAUGCUCAAACAACGGUUCUAAUCCGAAGAUCGAAAUUCACCUUCGAUAAAAUCAAGCUUCUCGUUUUUUCGUAUUUGGAAGCAUAUUGUCUUAUUUAUAAAAGUUAUGAACCAUUUUCUAAAACAUUUUCUAAAGCAAAAAUAAUU
Messenger RNA from Capsella rubella, 676 nucleotides. RefSeq names its product RPW8-like protein 2. Gene Ontology annotation, biological process: defense response to fungus. The transcript is spliced from 2 exons. NCBI's taxonomy places the organism in Eukaryota, Viridiplantae, Streptophyta, Magnoliopsida, Brassicales, Brassicaceae. The record is from RefSeq and is a predicted model, not a curated record. Bases 1 to 579 code for a protein of 192 amino acids.